AUGCGUCGAAUUCUUACGGCCUUAUUGGCUUCAGCUUCAGUAGCUCUAGCAAGUCAAAAUGCCUUCAGCGUGCACGAUGACUUGCUUGCAUUUCCUCAGUAUGAGGUGAUCUUUUCCAAUUCCCUCAUCUCAGAGACAGAUGCGAAUCAUAUUCUCGACCAUGCCUCCUCAGCAACCCAAGGCCCUCGAAACUCCAACACAAAGAGUAUAGAAUCCAACAGUCGCAUCGCCGACUCGGACACUGGCCACGUCUUCGACCCGACACAUGAAACCUACGAACUUAUGCACCUGGAUGGCGAACCAUACAUUUGCGCUAUUCCCAUCGUUGACCCACCGAUUAAGAAUGAGACUUCAGAGGCCGAAGCACGGGCUGCAGAGCAAAAAGAGCUUGCCCGUGCCACUGACCGCGGUUGGGAGCUACUGCAAGAUCUGGAAGGCAAUUGCCUCUAUUACGUGUCCGGCUGGUGGUCGUAUUCGUUCUGUUACAAUGCCGAAAUCGUUCAGUUCCAUCAACUUCCUCCACAGCCCGGAAAACCUUUGAUACCGCCCCAGAGAGAUCUUACAACUAAACAAUAUGUCUUGGGAAGGGCUAGGCCGAGUCAGAGCAACGAAGAUGAGUGGGGGAAUCAGGUUGAUGUGCGUAAAGGGAAGAAAAACGACGAUCCACCAAAAACAGAAUUACAGAUUAAAGGGGACACGAGAUAUUUGGUGCAGAAGAUGGAAGGAGGCACCACUUGCGAUCUUACGGGGAAGCCGAGACGUGUCGAGGUGCAAUAUCAUUGCAACCCUCAUGUCACAGAUCGAAUCGGAUAUAUCAAAGAAGUAACGACAUGCUCGUACCUAAUGGUUAUUUACACACCUCGCCUCUGCAACGAUGUCGCUUUCAUGCCACCGAAAGAGACCAAAGCCAACCAGAUUCUCUGCCAAAACAUCGUCCCCGACGAUGAACUAGCCGAUCGCACCGAGCUCCAGAUCUUAGAAGCAGAACUCGAUAGCGCGAUCGCCAAAGCUGAGAAGCCCAUCAACAUCGGCGGACUGGUCCUCGGUGCUGGCAAAUGGGCUGGAAAGGAAGGGCAGCGAAUGCCAAUCCCAGCUAACUUCGGACAAGAGCCUCUAGGGCGUUCAGUUGAGAUUAUUGCCCAGGCGAAGAGCAAGGCAGAUGGUGGACAGAUCGAAGUGGUGUCUGAUUCAGAUUUGGAGAAGCUGGACCUUGAUCCUGAUAUGGUGGAUGAUUUGAAGCAGGAGGUUCAGAAAAUGGCGAAGGAUCGGGGAUGGAAAAUCGAGGUCAUCGAUGCUCCGGGGCAGGUUAGGGAGAUAUUGGGGAUCGUGGAUACAGAGGACGAGGAAGAUGAGGGUGGGGCAAGUGAAGAGAAUGAAGGGAGUCAGGAGAUCUAUAAGGAUGAAUUAUGA
Messenger RNA from Amorphotheca resinae ATCC 22711, 1410 nucleotides. RefSeq lists its product as hypothetical. The coding region runs from base 1 to 1410 and encodes 469 amino acids. Gene Ontology annotation, biological process: retrograde protein transport, ER to cytosol; endoplasmic reticulum unfolded protein response. The record is from RefSeq and is a predicted model, not a curated record. NCBI's taxonomy places the organism in Eukaryota, Fungi, Ascomycota, Leotiomycetes, Helotiales, Amorphothecaceae. Gene Ontology annotation, cellular component: endoplasmic reticulum lumen. The transcript has 2 exons.